Molecule: messenger RNA, 854 nt
Organism: Neoarius graeffei (lesser salmon catfish)
Lineage: Eukaryota; Metazoa; Chordata; Actinopteri; Siluriformes; Ariidae
Product: H-2 class II histocompatibility antigen, A-K alpha chain-like
Exons: 4
Coding region: 38-574 (178 amino acids)
Biological process (GO): immunoglobulin production involved in immunoglobulin-mediated immune response; peptide antigen assembly with MHC class II protein complex; immune response
Cellular component (GO): membrane; MHC class II protein complex
Molecular function (GO): MHC class II protein complex binding
Source: RefSeq, a predicted model, not a curated record
GCUGUUUUAUGCAGAUUUUGAUAAGAAAAAAGUAGUGAUGAUGCUGCCUCCAUUUGCUGAGCCAUAUGAUUUCCCUAAACAGUACGAGUAUGCCAUGGCUAAUGUGCCCAUCUGCCAACAAAACUUAAAGCUGCUCACAGAAGUCUUUAAAGACCAGCCGGAGCCACAGGAUGCCCCACAAAGCUCCAUCUAUCCCAAAGAAAAUAUGCAGCUGGGUUCAGAGAACAUGCUCAUCUGCCAUUCCGCACGAUUUUUCCCUCCACCUGUUACUGUACGCUGGACCAAAAACAGUGUGGAUGUGACAGAACAAUCCACACUCAGCCGCUAUUACCCGAAUAAGGACAAAACCUACAACCAGUUCUCCCACCUGCCCUUCACUCCACAGGAAGGAGACGUUUACACCUGCAAGGUGGAGCACGAGGCCCUGGAGACGCCCGACACCAAGACAUGGGAGGUGGAUGUUGAGCUUCCCAGUGUGGGUCCCUCUGUGUUCUGUGGAGUGGGUCUGGCUGUCGGACUGCUCGGAGUCGCUACUGGAACUUUCUUCCUCGUCAAAGGAAACAGAUGUAACUGACACUUCAGAAGUAAAGUGUUCAGAGAAGGUUUAGAUUCCAACCAUGAAUUCUCAUUUAGGUUUUUCACCAAGGAAACUGUUCAUCCACUAGAGUUUAAUUCAUCUGUUAAACCUUGUAAUGUUUUAUUAAAUAUGAAGUUUUUUCUUGUUCCAUUGUACACCUGUUGGGUUGAAUUUCUUAUCUGUGUGCAGAAAUCUGUGAAUACGUCAUUCUUUUCCAAUUUGUGUAAUGUAAUUAAUGUUAGAAGAGAAAAUGAAAAUGAAAAGGAAUGAGCGCCGG